Messenger RNA from Oncorhynchus tshawytscha (Chinook salmon), 997 nucleotides. Its product is annotated as all-trans retinoic acid-induced differentiation factor. The transcript is spliced from 7 exons. The record is from RefSeq and is a predicted model, not a curated record. Bases 49 to 771 code for a protein of 240 amino acids. Gene Ontology annotation, biological process: positive regulation of osteoblast differentiation. Lineage: Eukaryota; Metazoa; Chordata; Actinopteri; Salmoniformes; Salmonidae. Gene Ontology annotation, cellular component: intracellular membrane-bounded organelle.
ACAGUCACAUGCCUAUACGUUCCGGUCAUGUGACUUGCGCCGUAGAAAAUGACCGCUGGACACAGCCAGCAGAAUGCAGCAGUGGUCUUGUUGUUCAUUCAUUUAUGUUUCUCUGGUGGUUAUCAGCUGACUGAGUUACAGGUGGGCCUGUGCCAUCUCUGCAACGGGACGGUCCAGAACGGCACUGCCGUGAGCCAGUUCUGUUCCGCGUCUGCGGGUUUGAUUGAUGGCCGCUGCUGCCUGCUGAGAAAAGAGAACAUCCGGGAUGCGGACUACAUCAUCGGUCUUUACGUUUCCCUCAGCUUGGACCUGUCAAACUGUUCCCUGAGCCGUGUGGAAGACCUUCAAGAUGCAUUCAGCGCUACAACAAUAGAUCUCUCACUGAACCCCAUUGUAAAUCUGGACGAUUCGCUGUUUGAAGGCUUUAUCCAGUUGGCUAACCUGAUUCUGCCUGCCAACUUGGUCUGUCCAGGAGGCAAUGCAUCAUGGGACAAGGUGAAGGUCAAAGGGGAAACUCAUUUUUGUGAAGGACAGAAAGACAUCUGUAACCAGACUGGUUAUUUGUCGUUGAACUGCCCCGAGAACUCCCUCUGUGUACCAUACGGUCCGGGCUUCUUUCAAUGUAGCUGCGUGGAUGCCUUCCGUGGAUACAAGUGUCUUCGAGAGGGAGAGUUUCCUAUAAUCCAGGUGUUCGGGCCUCUAGCGGGCUCCACGGUCCUGGUCUCCAUCCUGCUAUGGCUCACCCAAAGACGCAAGGCCAUAUCAGUCUGAGGUUGUACCCGAGCACCUGGUCGGAGGCCUAGUCCUAGGACAUUUUCAAGUGGUACUGACCUGAAAUAGCAGGGGAAAUGCUGAGUGGACUGUUGAUUGAGAUGGUCUCAGGGGUUAAUGUUAUAUUGCUGACAGUGGACUGUUGAUUGAGGAGAUGGUCUCAGGGGUUAAUGUUAUAGUGCUGACAGUGGACUGUUGAUUGAGGAGAUGGUCUCAGGGGUUAAUG